Octodon degus (degu) is the source of this 3586-nucleotide messenger RNA. It is a transcript of the gene Arsb, whose product is annotated as arylsulfatase B. The record is from RefSeq and is a predicted model, not a curated record. Lineage: Eukaryota; Metazoa; Chordata; Mammalia; Rodentia; Octodontidae. Bases 20 to 1582 code for a protein of 520 amino acids. The transcript has 8 exons.
ACCGGCACCCGCGUGCAGCAUGGGGCGGCCCCGAGGCUCCUGGCCGCUGCUCCCGCCGCUGCUCCUGCUGCUGCUCGCGCCGUCGGGAUCGGACGCCGGGUCGGGCCAGCCGCCAAACCUAGUCUUCGUGCUGGCCGACGACCUGGGCUGGAACGACGUGGGCUUCCACGGCUCGGAUCUCCGCACGCCGCACCUGGACGCGCUGGCGGCCGGCGGGGUGCGCUUGGACAACUACUACACGCAGCCGCUGUGCACGCCGUCGCGGAGCCAGCUGCUCACCGGUCGCUACCAGAUCCACACAGGUUUACAGCAUCAGAUAAUCUGGCCCUGUCAGCCCAGCUGUGUUCCUCUGGAUGAAAAGCUCCUGCCCGAGCUCCUAAAGGAAGCAGGCUAUGCUACCCACAUGGUGGGGAAGUGGCACCUGGGAAUGUACCGAAAAGAAUGCCUUCCCACCCGCCGAGGAUUUGACACCUACUUUGGGUAUCUCCUAGGUAGUGAAGAUUACUACUCCCACGAGCACUGUGUGUUCAUUGAGGCUUUGAAUGUCACGCGAUGUGCUCUUGAUUUUCGAGAUGGUGAAGAAGUUGCAACACAGUAUAAAAACAUGUAUUCAGCACACAUCUUUACCCGCAGGGCUACAUCCCUCAUAGCUAACCAUCCCCCAGAGAAGCCUCUGUUUCUCUACCUGGCUUUGCAGUCUGUCCACGAGCCCCUUCAGGUCCCAGAGGAGUACCUGAAGCCCUAUGAGUUUAUCCACGAUAAGAACCGGCGUCUUUAUGCAGGAAUGGUGUCCCUCAUGGAUGAAGCAGUAGGAAAUGUCACAGCGGCCUUAAGAAGUCACGGGCUCUGGAACAACACGGUGUUCAUCUUCUCCACAGACAACGGAGGGCAGACCCUGGCUGGAGGCAACAACUGGCCCCUUCGAGGCAGAAAAUGGACCCUGUGGGAAGGAGGGAUCCGAGGGGUGGGCUUCGUUGCAAGCCCCUUGCUGAAGCAGAAGGGCAUGAGGAACCGGGAGCUCAUCCACAUCUCCGACUGGCUGCCAACGCUGGUGAGGCUGGCGGGGGGCCGCACUCACGGCACCAAGCCCCUGGAUGGCUUCGACGUGUGGAAAACCAUCAGUGAAGGAAGCCCGUCCCCCAGAGUGGAGCUGCUGCACAACAUCGACCCCUACUUUGUGGACCCCUCCCCAUGUCCCAGAAAUAGUGCGGCUCCAGCAAAAGAUGAUUCUUCUCUUCUAGAAUAUUCAUCCUUUAACACGUCUGUCCAUGCUGCAAUCAGACACAGAAAUUGGAAACUCCUCACGGGCUUCCCAGGCUGUGGAUCCUGGUUCCCCCCACCAUCUGAAUAUGGUAUUUCUGAGGUGCAUUCAUCAGACCACCCAGCCAAGACCCUGUGGCUCUUUGAUAUUGACCAGGACCCGGAAGAAAGGCACGACCUGUCUGGAGAACACCCCCACCUCGUCAGGCAGCUCCUGGGCCGGCUGCAGUUCUAUCAGAAACAUUCAGUGCCUGUGCAUUAUCCAGAGCAGGACCCCCGCUGUGACCCCAAGGCCACUGGUGCCUGGGGCCCCUGGAUGUAAGACUUCAGGGAGGCAGGAUUGUCUUUCUGUCACAGGCUGGACUUCAGGCUCUGACUUCUGUGGCCUCUCAGCCCGUUUAUUCUCUCCCUAUUCAACCCCUUCCCCUUUGGCCCUUCUCUUGUUCCCAGACUACACCAGGGAGUCUACUUUCAACCCCUGGUUCUCAGACCAUGACUGCUUGAACACUGGCGCUGCUGACCCAGGCUGAGUCUGCAGGCGGGUGGCUGGCUCGCUCAUCCCCUCUUCCCAGCUGUGGGACAGCUGGGGACUUGACAUUGGACGUUCUCCUUCAGUCCUGGGGGCUAGAGCAGCUGGCUCUUUUUACCUCAUAAGUCAGAUGUUACAGCUCCCUCUGCCAACAGCGGGUUUUAUUGGAGUGACUCACAUUUCUUGUAACAAAUGUAGGGAGCAGUUGUUGGGUUUGCUGGCCAGGGGUUCUCCCACUGGCAAGGGGUAAUGGCCCCCUCAACUUACCCCUCACCCACGUAUCUCAUCGCAGAGUGGAAGGCCCAUUUCUUAAAGGCCAGUGUGGCUAUGUGCCAACAUCUUGGUUUGCGUUCUUACAAUAAAGAAAUGUGUUUUUAUCUGAGUUUUUCCCCAGCCAUUGCUCAUUCUGUCUAGACUUCCCGCCACCCCCAGCUCCCUGAGGCUGUCGUCUUGCCAUUCCCCUUGACUCCAGCGUCUGGUGUUGGGGAAGGCUGCCUUGCCUCCCCACACCAAGCAGUUGCUGAGCUGAGCCCUGGCUUCUCUUGGUCCUAAUGUAGAAGCCACAACACUGCCCGGAGAAUGUGGCUGGGUCACUGUGAUCACACCCUGGAGGGCCCCAGGAGCCCUGGAGGGCUGGGGGGCACCUGGAUCUGUCCUGGAUCUGCCCAGCGAGGUUUUUCCUAAAUUGAUGAAAACUCACCAUCGUGACCGUGGCACCCUCUCCUCACUCAGUGUCAGCUGCACUCUAUUCUGGGCAUUAAUGAACAACCCCAGGAAGGGCCAUUUCUUCCUGAAAUAAGGGGGACACUUGGCCGGGGUACAGCAGAGGUUUGCCUCCGUGUCUGUCAGUCUCUGCCUGAAUUAGGGACCUGCAGUUAGGGAAAGCGUAUGUACAGUUGAACCUGCAGUCCUUUCUGAGGCCCACCAACAUCCUGCUAAGGUGGGGAGUUCAGAUUAGCUGCAGAGUGUCACACUCAGAGAAAGUAAACACUAUGCUUUCUCCACUAGUUCUGUGGCUUAGCUCACUGCUUAUCCGUGCUGGGGCCCACAUGUAGGACACAGAGGACAGCACAUGUUUUAAAAUAAAUGAAUGAGCAAAUGAGCAAGGAGAAAAGCUCCCACCAGGAGAGCUGCUCAGACGGGGCCCUGAAUACAUGGGUAACAUCAUUGUCUUCCAAAUACUGCUGCCCUGUUCACUGUCGUGUAGCUGGGCAGUCAUAGAACGUGCAGAAGUAGGGCUACUGUGUCCUCUCCACAGGACAGAAGGGAGCUGGCCCUGACAAGAGGCUCUCCUGUCAAUGAGCUUCAUUUCUACUCUUCAUAGGACACCAGAAACUAAUACCACAAAAUAGUAGGAUUCACAUCCUAAUCACAUAGUCAUCUUUGGGUUCAGUCGUGCUGUUGCCUGGUCACAGUCACCUUGCAUUAUACUGAAACAAGACCACUGGAAGGAAAUGGUGCUAGAACUAGUGACAUCUGUUCCAGCCUUAGCCCAGCUGCUGAGUUGGCAGACAGCUUGGCAAAUGCCAUCUCAUUCUAAGGCCUGGAGCAGAUAGAAGGGGCUAACUUGAGCCUGGUUGUCCUGUUUUCUUUCCAUUAGUGUUCCCAUUGUUAGUAUUCUAAGACUGGAGGUCACCACCAGCGGACACCUGUUGGCUCUCCCUGCUGUGCCCUCCACAGCUGUCCCCAAUUCCUUGGUUGUCCUUAAUUGCUGUGUACACUGGGCAUGUUCCACGUUCAGUGGAUUUAGAGUUCUAAAUAGCAAUUUUGUUUUUACAACUAUAUAUUGAGGUUGUA